AUGCCGAUAGGAAAAAUCUCGCCGCCAAUUAUCAAUCAAAAACAACCAGAGAAUACACCAAUAUCAGGCCAAACAGCAUGGAUCGCAACAUUUAAACGCCUAUUUAAAGUAGCCAAUACACGAUACGCAUUUCUAUGGUUGACCGGUGGAAUUCUAUUUGCUGCAUGUAUUAAACCAGCUAUAAAACGACGUGAUGAAGAAUUGAUGAUCGAGGAUGUUAAACAUUAUUUAGAAAAUAAACAACGAAAAGAUUCAGCAUAG
Rotaria socialis is the source of this 261-nucleotide messenger RNA. The record is from the annotation of a GenBank genome assembly. Lineage: Eukaryota; Metazoa; Rotifera; Eurotatoria; Philodinida; Philodinidae.